Molecule: messenger RNA, 3336 nt
Organism: Eriocheir sinensis (Chinese mitten crab)
Lineage: Eukaryota; Metazoa; Arthropoda; Malacostraca; Decapoda; Varunidae
Product: protein extra-macrochaetae-like
Exons: 2
Coding region: 1343-1828 (161 amino acids)
Biological process (GO): negative regulation of transcription by RNA polymerase II; circadian regulation of gene expression; cell differentiation
Cellular component (GO): nucleus; cytoplasm
Molecular function (GO): protein dimerization activity; transcription regulator activity
Source: RefSeq, a predicted model, not a curated record
AACUUACUCGUGGGAAAACCAAUCGGGUGCACCGGGCAGCGGCAGGUUUCCCCUCCCGGAGAGUUUCCCAGGCCGGGGUCGCCGCGGCGGGGCCCUCAAUGACGGCAGCCGCGUGUUGGCUCGUUGGCUGCGGCGCCGCGGGGCGGGGCUUAGCGGCGCCUGCUGCCUUGCCAUUGGCCGCCGUGGGGCCGCUGCUGCUGCCAGUGGAGCAUCAAUGAAGUGAGGUAUAUGAGGCCGCCAUGAGGGUCCCGUACGCUAGUGUACAACGUUACGUUGGUUGGUGUGUGGCCACGUCAAGCCCUCGCACGGCCACUGCCUCACGCGCCGCCAACCGUCCCUCACGCCGCAGCCCGUGCAGCUCGCAGCCUCCAGGACGCAGCCCUCCCGACGAAACAAGAGUCUAGUGGCCAAAGAGUGAGUGUGCGUGUGUGUGGUCCGUCAGAGGACACCUGGCUGCCCUGCGUGACCCCAGUGCCACCCCGCCACCGCCGUCAUGAAGUCAGGCACCUCGCGUUCCCCUCGCGGCCCACCGGAGGUGCGGCAGGAGCGGCAGGAGAUCCGUGAGUACCUGGACAAGUUACGGCAGCUGGUGCCGGGCUGCCCCAAGGCGGGCAAGCUAUCCCGGCUGGCGGUGAUCCAGCACGUGAUCGACUACAUCGUGGAGCUGCAGGACACUCUCGUGCACCACCCCGCCAACGCCGCCGCCCUGGCCGUCGAGCAAGACGUGGCGCGCCUCGCACACGUCGACCCGCUGCUCGCCCUCCAGCGGCUCAGCGCCCACAAGUACCCGCACGGUGCUGCUCCGCUGACGCCCGAGGACCACAAGGCCGCCGGACCCGCCCCCGCCGCCAAGACAAGUGCUGACCCCUCCAUGACCGCUGCCACAGUCAGGAAAAACAGCAGUAGCUGCAGGAGGCCGCUAGGCGUGCUGUCCUCCCUCAAAAACCAAAGGCAUUAACGCCCCGCCCUUCCGGGCACUGCCCCAGCACCGCCGCCGCCCGUGAGAGAAGGACAAUGUUGAUGCGGCGAGUUUGAGACAACAGCUGUGUGGCCAGGCCCGUCACGCGGCGCGCACGCCAGACGCCCCAAAGAGAGGUGUGGCCGGUGCCCUCCGCCACGCCGGCCCUGACCCGUCCGACGGCCCGCUGCCCAUAUUGGAAACAAGACCUGGCCCGGCCCCUCCCCCCCUCCUGGGCCCCGCAGGCGGUGACCCCCCCUCCCCACACUUAACCCGGAAACACCACCAGCCAAGCCAUCGCAUCCCCGGGGCGUGGGGCCGCCUGCCGCCCGCCGCCCACGCCCGCAGGGACGCGCGGCGUGGCUGUGAUGAGCGGAAGGUGACAUGCGGGCGGCGGCACACCUGCACGAGAUGCUGCUGGUGACAACCUUCCUCCGCCUCCUCUACUUCCUCUGCUGGGCCAUAACCCCUUCGCCCCCCUCCCUUCUCUUCACACGAACCGCUCCCGCCCCGCUCCGCCCGAACACCUGCUUGGAGGAGGAAGUGCAGCUGGUCCAGGCGGCGCCACGUGACACUCCGUCCGGGGUCAGCACCGAUAAGAGAGGCCGCCCCGCCCCCCAACCCCUCGACCCUGCGCCUCAGGCCAGCUGUGGCCCGGCCAGGCGGCACGCAGGUGUGACUGACGGCGGCAGCAGCUGCGACAGACACCAGGUUCCACGAGGCGCCUCUUGCUCGUCCUGCCCUGGGUCGCCAGGGUCACCAGCACGCCCGUGCGGCGCCACGCCCUCAAGGUCACAACAGGUCACCCCGCGAUGGACGGACCGCCGCGGCUCCUUGCCGCACACACCGGCGAGGCGGCGGCAGAUAUAGUGUGCCCGUCACUCCUCCCCUCCUCUCCCGCCAGGCAGAGCAGGUCCCGGCGGCGUGACGGCCGGGCCGCCGCCUUGGGCCCACAAGGCUGGCGGGCGAGGCUGCGGCGGCAAAGGCUUUCAUAAAACAUCGUGAAGGUGACGCCCCGUACUCCCUCCCCAGCGUGCCUCCCCCCCAAACUCGGCCGUCACCUGGGCACCUCCCCCCGCGCUGACUGGGGGGGCGGCCCGCCCGACACCCCCGCCUCCGCCUACUGAAUUAUUUGCGGCGGGAACCGUUAAGCGGCGCACAAGGCGACAUCUGUCCAAUAAUCGCCACGGAUCAAUUAUUAAAUAUCUGGCCAGCUGCCGCCACUCCGCCGCGGCGUCAGCUGCCGCGGGAGGCUCACGCCGCCACGGCCGCGCCCGUGACGCGGGGCACCAGCUGCCGCUCCGCCCCGCCCCGCCGCGGCCCCUAAAAAAAGGCUACACCUGUGCCACAUCUUUCACUGGACGUCUCGACGAGCCGCUCCGCCCGGCACUGUGUGUGUGUGUGUGUGUGUGUGUGUUGGUGUGUGUGUAGGGCCGCCAGCAGGUGUGGCACGCCGGGUGUCUAUCCUCGCCGCCACAGCCGCUCGUGUGACACAGUUCCGCCAUCUGUGUAAACAUUCAUCAGUCUCGCGGCGGCGGCGGCGGCGGGGCAGCUGUGGCGGCCUGCGUGUGUGUGUGUCAAUGUUCAUUACCUCGGCACGCUGACUAACCAAGAGUUGCGACCGCGGUGCCUCCCCUCCCCUGCCCUCUGCCUCCCCUCCCUUCCCCUGCCCACGCACCCAUCCCGCUCAUCCACUUUCUUGUUACUCAAUAUUCAUCACAAAUCCCACGUGUGUAGCUUUCUGUGGCAGGGAGAGGAGGAGGAGAGGCGAGAGAGCAAGAAACAGGUGACAGGGAGGAGGGAGCGAGGAGAGGGAGAGGCGUGAGGGAGCUGGCAACGAUGACUGGGAGAGAGAGAGAAAGCUUUAGAGAGGAGGAGGAGGCGGAGGAGGUGGUGAUGGCGGUGGUGUCUUCCUCAGGUAUCCUACACACCUUUUGCUUCCUUAUACACCCGCUACAACCCCCCCCCCUCCCCCCACCCACCCUGCCUCAGUGCUACACUCACCCCGCCCAAGGCAAAACGGGGUGGUAAGGGAGGUAGGGGAGGGGAGAGGGUUGAGGGGCUCUGGGUACUCCUCUUCCUCCUCUCCCCUCACCUCUCACCCUUCCUCUCCUCCUCUUCCUCCUCCUCCUCCUCCUCUCUUCUUCUUCCUAUGCUAAGUCAUCUUCCUGUUUUUUCUUCUUGUUUUGUUUUGUUUUUCUUUUCUUUUUUACGUUUGUUUGUAUCAGUGUUGCUUCUUCCUCCUCCUCCUCCUCCUCCUCCUCCUCCUCCUCCUCUUCCUCCUUCAGGCACUCCAUUUCUGUACCCUGUAAUCUGGACUUGUAUUCUCUCCUCCAAACACACACACACACACACACACACACACACACACACACACA